This is a messenger RNA of Mytilus californianus (California mussel), 448 nucleotides long. RefSeq lists its product as uncharacterized. The coding region runs from base 30 to 380 and encodes 116 amino acids. NCBI's taxonomy places the organism in Eukaryota, Metazoa, Mollusca, Bivalvia, Mytilida, Mytilidae. The record is from RefSeq and is a predicted model, not a curated record. The transcript is spliced from 3 exons.
UCUGUUAUAAGUGUUCAGGAGUUUCCAGCAUGAUUGAGUGUAAAACAAUAACCACGUGUCCAUCACAUGAGCUUUGUAUCAUUGAAUCUAAUGACAGAAAUGGUGAAAUGUAUUUCAAUAGUGGAUGUCAGACAAAAUAUGCCUGUGACAUGGUAGCAGGAACUGGAAACAUUUUUGGGAAACGUGAGAUCAACCACACAAGACCAAGUUACUGUAAAAGAUGUUGUGCCGAAGAUUUAUGUAAUACUAAAUGUAGCAUAGAUUUAAAAACGACCCCAUUAGUCACAACCACAAAGACGACAACAUUAGUCACAACACCAAAGACGACUGGUAUUAUUUUUGUUUGGGGUUGGGCUAUUAUGUCUACCUUAUUGUCAUAAGCAAUAUGUAAUCAUGAAAAAAAAAACUAAAAGAUAUCUUAUGGAAUUGUAACCAAGAUAAUGUAUUG